Messenger RNA from Trifolium pratense (red clover), 2272 nucleotides. Its product is annotated as pentatricopeptide repeat-containing protein At3g49240, mitochondrial. The record is from RefSeq and is a predicted model, not a curated record. Gene Ontology annotation, molecular function: protein binding. Gene Ontology annotation, cellular component: chloroplast. NCBI's taxonomy places the organism in Eukaryota, Viridiplantae, Streptophyta, Magnoliopsida, Fabales, Fabaceae. Bases 80 to 2038 code for a protein of 652 amino acids. The transcript has a single exon.
CAUCAUCAUCUUCUUCAACCGAAAUCAAAACUUCUAAACCCUCUCUGAACCCUAUCUGUAAUUUCCUCACACAAAAACCAUGGCACUCUCCAAAGCUACAUUCCUCACUCAACUCAAAACCAUCGCACAACCUCACAGACAUAUCCGAAUCCGACAACCUUCUUCUCUCCUCCCACGUUUCCUCUCCUUCGCCUCUCCUGAAGAAGCCGCCGCCGAACGCCGCCGUCGUAAGCGACAAAUCCGAAUGGAACCACCUCUCUCCCCUCUUAACCGCAACCAACAACAAUCACCUAAUCCAAACCCUAAAUCACAAUCACCACCUUAUUAUCAUAAUCCCAGUAACCCUAAACUUCCCGAACACGCUUCCGCUUUAACCGGUAACCGUCUCAACCUUCAUAACCAUAUCUUAACCCUAAUUCGUCAAAAUGAUCUCGAUGAAGCUGCACUGUACACGCGCCACUCCAUUUAUUCAAAUUGCCGUCCUACUAUUUUCACCAUCAAUGCUGUUCUCUAUGCUCUCCUCCGUCAGUCUCGAUAUUCCGACCUCCUGUCACUCCACCGUUUCAUUCAACAAGCAGGUGUUAUUCCUAAUAUCAUUACUCACAAUUUAAUCUUUCAGACUUAUCUUGAUUGUCGUAAGCCGGAUAUUGCUCUUGAGCAAUUUAAACAGUUUAUCAAUGAUGCUCCGGUUAACCCUUCUUCGACCACUUUUCGCAUUGUUGUGAAGGGUUUGGUUGAUAACAAUAAGGUUGAUCGUGCUAUUGAUAUUAAGGAUCAAAUGGAUGCUAAAGGUUUUGCUCCUGAUCCUCUUGUUUAUCAUUAUUUGAUGUUGGGUUAUGCUAGGAAUUCUGAUGGGGAUGCUGUUUUAAGGUUGUAUGAGGAUUUGAAAGGGAAGUUGGGCGGUGUUGUGGAAGAUGGGGUUGUUUUAGGGAGUUUGAUGAAGGGGUAUUUUAUUAAGGGAAUGGAGAAUGAGGCUAUGGAGUGUUAUCAAGAGGUGUUUGUAGAGGGAAAGAAGAUGAGCGACAUUGCUUAUAGUUCGGUGCUUGAUGCUCUUGCCAAGAACGGAAAGUUUAAUGAGGCAUUGAAGUUGUUCGAUAGGAUGAUCAAGGAGCAUAAUCCUCCCGCCAAGUUGGUUGUUAAUUUGGGAAGCUUUAAUGUCAUGGUGGAUGGUUAUUGUGCUGAGGGAAGAUUCAAGGAGGCAAUUCAGGUUUUCAGGAGCAUUGGUGAGUAUCGUUGUAGGCCGGAUACAUUAUCCUUUAAUAACUUGAUUGAACAGUUGUGUAAUAAUGGGAUGAUUUUGGAAGCUGAGGAGGUUUAUGGAGAAAUGGAGGGUAAAGGGGUGAACCCUGAUGAGUAUACAUAUGGCUUGUUGAUGGAUACUUGUUUCAAAGAGAACCGGCCUGAUGAUGCUGCUGGCUAUUUUAGAAAAAUGGUGGAAUCAGGCUUGAGGCCUAACUUGGCUGUUUACAAUAGAUUGGUUGAUGGGUUGGUUAAAGUUGGGAAGAUUGAUGAUGCCAAGGCUUUCUUUGACCUAAUGGUGAAGAAGCUCAAGAUGGAUGUUGCUAGCUAUCAGUUCAUGAUGAAGGUGUUGAGCGAGGCGGGACGGUUGGAUGAUGUGCUUCAGAUUGUUGAUAUGUUGUUGGAUGACAAUGGUGUUGACUUUGAUGAGGAAUUCCAAGAGUUUGUUAAGGUGGAAUUGAGAAAAGAAGGGAGAGAAGAGGACUUGACCAAACUGAUGGAGGAGAAGGAAAGGUUGAAAGCUGAAGCUAAGGCUAAGGAGGCUGAGGCAACAGAAGCUGCUAAAAGAAGAAUAGGAUCUGGAUUUUUAUUAACUUCCAAGUUGUUUGGGAAUAAGGAAACUGAGCCAGAGAGCGCUGUUGCCACUCCUGCUGAAUCGCCAGAGAGUGCUGUUGCCACUCAUGCUGAAUCGUCGGAGAGCACUGUUGCCACUGGUACUGUAUCAGAGUUGGCAGAAGCUGACGGUUCAGACGAAGGAGAGGCUAAAAAUGAUAGAGCAAGUGAACAGCUAACAGGUUGAAGGUUGCCAUUUUGUGGUGCUUUGAUGAGGAUGUAUAAUAAAUUAUUGAUGCCUUGAUGAGGAAGUAUAAUGCUAGGAUUUCUUUUACAAAAUUGCUUUGGAUCAUCAUCAUUUGUUACCAAAUUUUCUAAUCAAUGUACAUGUAAUUAUUAUAUUUGUUGGAAAGGAUUGGGCAAUUUAUGAUUUCCCCAUUUUAUGCUAUUUUACUAUUGAGCUAUUGAGUAUUGUAUUGGA